Molecule: messenger RNA, 2379 nt
Organism: Dendrobium catenatum
Lineage: Eukaryota; Viridiplantae; Streptophyta; Magnoliopsida; Asparagales; Orchidaceae
Exons: 12
Coding region: 161-2239 (692 amino acids)
Biological process (GO): protein K48-linked deubiquitination
Cellular component (GO): cell periphery; cytosol
Molecular function (GO): cysteine-type deubiquitinase activity; K48-linked deubiquitinase activity; cysteine-type carboxypeptidase activity
Source: RefSeq, a predicted model, not a curated record
GUACAACGAGCGAGCGAGACAGAGAGAGAAAGAGAGAGAGACCGCGGAAGAGCAUUGUGCGUUUUUUUAUUGGCUUAAAUAUCACUCGCGGUCGGCCGACUAGAAUAUUUCGCGCACCGAUCUACCCCUUGGGAUUUCUCCAGCGAUCAUCGGAUCAAUCAUGACGACUGAGGACCGGAAGUUGGAGCCGGAGGAUGACGACGUGGCAUACAAAACGAAGGUCGUCCAAUUUCUUGGCCGCCCCACCCCAAUCGUCCUUCAGAACGACAACGGCCCAUGCCCGCUCCUUGCCAUCUGCAAUGUUCUGCUGCUUCGGAAUAGCAUUCAUCUGAACCUGGAUGCACCGGAAGUGCCGCUGCAGAAGCUGCUUUCUCUUGUGGCGGAGAAACUCAUCGAUUCAAACUGCAGCGUGCAGGACAAGGACGAUGGAUAUCUGAUCAACCAGCAACAGAACAUUGCGGAUGCUAUUGAUCUUCUCCCUAGGCUCGCUACUGGGAUUGACGUGAACCUGCAAUUCAGAAAGGUUAACGAUUUUGAGUUUACGCGUGAAUGUGCCAUAUUUGAUCUCCUAGAUAUUGGAAUUUAUCAUGGUUGGAUAGUUGAUCCACAGGAUUCUGAUACUGCUGCUGCAAUUGGUUCUAAAUCUUACAAUGCGCUUGCUGGAGAGCUGGUUGCAUUUGAAGCAGGAAAGUCAGAUUUAGAAAAUAAGAAACCAUGUGAUAAUGAUUCUGUCGAUUUUGUCGCUGCAACAACUGCAGCAUUAGGAGUGCCAUCACCCUCACUUUCAAGAGGCAUAUCUUUUGAUUAUUGCCAAGAAUCAUUGCCAGUUGAUCAAAGAAAAGGUAAAGGUGAUAGAGAAGAGGAAGAGGAGCUGAUGAGGAUCUUGAAUCUGUCAAGAGCUGAAGUGCCAAGUCCUGCUAGUGAUUCUAUUUCAGCUGUUCCUCACAGUAAAGACGGAACUAAACCUUUUGCAUUUGAGAUUUCUACUAAGUCAAGUGUACAAGAUAAUGUGGAUGAUUCUGAAAAUUUCGAUCUGUCAGAUAAAACUAUUCCCCAGGAAUGUGAUGCAUCUAGUGAUUGCAAGGAUGAUGUAUUACACACACUAGUUUCAGUAGAUGAUGAUGCUUUACCUCUCAAUGGAAAUUGUGGAAGUAGCUCAGAGCAGAGAAAUCAUGUAGUUUCUACUUAUUCUUCCAUUGCCAGUGAUCUAACAAACAAUAUAAACCAAGAUCCAUUAGUUCUGUCGACAGAAGCUAAUGGUUCUGAUGAAUCUGGGGGUAGUGUGUCUUCUUUGAUGACAUCGACUGAGGAUUCAUUGACAUCUCAGCUUCAAAAUACAACUGAUGAUGAUGCAAAUCAUUGUGUUCCAGCAGAUCUCAUUGAUUCAGCUGCUCAGCAUUCAAAAUUUCAGCCCCAACUUGAAAGACAAGAACUUUUGGAUGUUGCUGAGAUUACUUCUAGUCUAGCAAUUAGUGAACCUAUAUAUGAAGGAGAAGACCACAUUCUUGAUUCUAGAUUAUCGGCUUAUGAGGAUCAAGAGCCAAUCUAUGAAGGUGAGAUGGUUCUUGCUGAACAGGCUAUUGUAGCUGGAGAAGAUGCUGGUUCUAUAGAUUCGAAUGAUCAAGUUACUGAGCGGCAAUAUCAAUUGAUUAAGAGCUUUCUCGAAAGUACAGCAAGCCAAUUGACAAUCUAUGGCCUUUUUUGCUUACAAGAAGGUUUGAAGGAAAGAGAACUCUGUGUCUUUUUCCGUAACAACCAUUUUAGCACUAUGUUUAAGUUCAAUGGAGAACUUUAUUUGUUAGUCACAGAUCAAGGUUACAUGAACCAACCUGACCUAGUGUGGGAGAAGUUGAAUGAGGUCAAUGGAGACACAGUUUUUAUGACAGGAAACUUUACACAAUUUAAUGCUGAUAAUCAAGUCAAUGACUCAUGGAAUGAGCAGAAUGCCAUCAAUAGCACCGCUGAUUAUCUAGCUACACUUGAAGGAUCGGUGCCAUCAAAUACAUCAUUCAAUUCUGAUCUUCAACUAGCAAUAGCACUUCAGCAACAAGAGUUUGACCAACAGCCCCAACAACCGCAACAACAACCACAACAGCAACCACAACAGCAAUCACAAAGUACCCAACAGUCAUCCAUAAGUGGUCGUUCAAAGCUUGUCACGGGUCCUCAGGUAUCAAGGAACACCAAUUUGACGCAGAAAAGUGAAUCAAAACUUAAGGAGAAAUGUACCAUAAUGUAAAAAAUAUAUUUUUAACUCUUACUGUAAUUGUGCUUAUUGUUCAUCUUGUAUUACAUGAUGCAAGUUUUGAUGUAAAGAAGAAUAUUACAAACAAUGUUUGCAAUAUAAGUUGGCUAUGUAUCCAUUCAUCUUUUGAUUUA